AUGGAAGUGUUACAUAAUGUACAGCAUAUAAAUGAAAGGAUUCCUGAAAUUACAAAUUUUAAAAUAUCUGAUGACCAGAAGUUAAGUGUAGAAUCAAAAAAAGACGUUGAAUUUUACAUGCAAGCAUUAGCAAAUUUAUAUUUAAUAACAAAACAGAAAAAAAAAAACUCAAAACUUUUGGUAGACUCUGAUAAAUACAGAAGUUGCGGUUGCAAAAAAGGAAGAAGAUCUAGAAAUAGCAACUUUUCAGGUCAAAAUGGAAAAGGAAAAAAUGAAAAUAAUAAAAAUAAUAAUAUAAACAAAAAUUCAAAUAAUAAGAAUAACAAUGAUUGUUAUGACGAUGGGUCUGAUAGUGAUAACGACGAAAAAAAAAAUAACUUCAACAAAGAAGAGAAGGAAAAUGAUAAAAGAAAAAAAAAGAAAAAAGUAAAGAAAAACAGAGAAAAUGAAAAUUCAGAAAAAGAAGAAAGUGAUGAAGAUGAAAAUAUUAAUGAAGACGAUGCUAAUUCUGAAAAUGAGGUAGAGAAGGAUAUAAAUAUGAACGAAAACACUAAUUUAGAAAGGGAAAUAGAAUGGAUGCAAAGCAGUGAAGAAUUAAAAAUUACACAAAAAAAAAGAAAAGUAAGUAAUAUAGAUAUUAGUGGAGAAAGUAGUAUAAAUAACGAAAAUUCAUCUCAGAGAUAUCAAAGUUAUCAAGAUUCUCAUGUCAAUACAAGUAUAUCUGAUAACACCUUAAGCCUCACGAAAACAAUAGAAGCAAAUGAACAAAAAAAAGAUAAGGAAAAUUUGGAUAACUCGAACCCAUUUACUAGUAUAAAUUAUUAUAAUGAAAAAGAAAAAGACAUUGAUGAGAAAAAUCCAUUUAAUUCAAAUGAAGAUCUUUAUUUUUGCUUGGAAAAAAAAAAUACAAAAAUUAAAUUAGAUAAUGUCUUAAAAGAGUUAAAACUAAAAAGUGCACAAAAUAUACAAUAUCCAAGAACAAAUAGCGGCAAUCCUGAUGAUGAAAAUAUUUCAAAUAAUAAUACAAAUGAAAAUUUACAACAAAUAGGAGGAUAUAAAAAUAGAGUAGGAUUAAACGGUACUAAUUCUAACUUAGCACAUAAUUCUCAUAAUUCUCACAGUAUUAUUCAUCACUAUGUAACAAACGUUGGACAGAUAAAUAAAGCUCCUGUAAAACGUGCUUCUUAUAAUUUAAACAGAAAAUCACAAUCAUUUGGCAUAGAUCGUCUAUAUAAUACUGAUAAUUCACCUUACGGAAAUAACAUUUCUACUGAUUUUAAUAAAUUUUAUUCAUGUACAAGCAAUAAUGAGUUACUACAAAGUAGAGAAUACAAAAAAAAUUGUGCAUCAAAUAACAAUGAAAAUGGUGAAUAUAAUGAAGAAGAAAAGGUUACAUAUAAAUGUGUUGGAGGUGGUAUGAAUUUCAUUUCAAAUCCUUUAAAACAUGUAAAAAAAUGUGUUCCUACUAAUAAUGGAUACUAUGGAAACUAUAAUUGCGUUGAUGCUUUAAAAUAUAUUAGGAAUUACAAUUGUACUAAUCCAAAACAAUAUAUAAAAAAUUACAAUUGUACUAAUCCUAAACAGUAUAUAAAAAAUUACAAUUGUACUAAUCCAAAACAAUAUAUAAAAAAUUACAAUUGUAUUAAGAUUGUGAAAUCAGCUAUGUCUGAUAAUUUAUGUUCAUACAAAAUUAAAAAUAUGAAAGAGAACUUAAAUUGCCAAAAAGUUUCAAAAAAUCUUCAACGUUUAGAAAGAAAUUAUGAGAAAUUUGGAGAUUCAUAUAAAAAUUAUAUUAACAAGUAUUUGACUAAUGUAAGAAGAACAAUUAAUGAUAAAAAAGAAUGCUGUACAAAAAAUAUUAACUGUAACUAUAAUUUUUUCAGCAAUAAUUUUUGUAAAUUGGCGUCUAAUAAUUGUUUAAACCUCAGUAAAGUUUAUUCAAGAAAAAAAUCUAAGAGUAAACCACUUAAUAAUAAGAAAUAUUUCUCAUUCCUAAAUGAGUGCUAUAAAAAUCAUGUCAAUUCAAUUAAAAGAAAAAUUGACAGAAACAAAAAAUUUAUUAAUAAUUACUGUAAUGCUUGUUACAUUGAUUGUUCCAAUAAUGCAAUUACAUCUAAUGAAUUAUCUAGAAAAUCCUCUUGUUUUGAUUAUGGAAAUAUUGAAGUUAAUUCAAUAGGUCAUAUUAAUUCUUUCAAUGAAGAAGAUAUGGGAUUAAAGGCUUUAUAUAAAACUAAUUCUUACAACAUAGUAAGAGAAACUAGUAACUCUACAGCUAGUUAUAGAAGCUAUGCUAAUAUUAACUCAAAAAAUGAUUUCGGUUAUAAACUACAGAAUGGAAAUAAUUGCUUAAAUACGGGUAUUAAAGCAUUCAAAUACUUGAAAAAAAUUGUUCCUUCUUAUGAAUUUGCUGAAAAUGAAAUUAUUUAUGAUGAAGAUAAAAAAAUAUUUUUUGAUUUGGAAGAUAACACAUACAUUCAUGUUAAGGGAAAUUUAUAUUAUAAUACAAAAGAUAAAUUAUUUUAUGAUAUUGAAUAUGUCCAAGAUUUUUCAUAUGGUUGUGUAAAAAGUAAUAUAGAAAAUUUUUAUAAUUUUAUGAUCACAGAAAAAUAUGCUCCAUGCAAAAUAAUUAUGAAAAUGUGCUCACAUAUUAAUGAAUUUAUGUAUAACUUAUUAAGUUUAAGGAAAUUUGAAUUGUAUUAUAAAGAAAGACAAAAUUUAGUUGAGAUUAUUAUUAAGUAA
Plasmodium gallinaceum is the source of this 2739-nucleotide messenger RNA. RefSeq names its product conserved Plasmodium protein, unknown function. Bases 1 to 2739 code for a protein of 912 amino acids. The record is from RefSeq and is a predicted model, not a curated record. The transcript has a single exon. NCBI's taxonomy places the organism in Eukaryota, Apicomplexa, Aconoidasida, Haemosporida, Plasmodiidae.